AUGUAUCUAACAAAGUUCCUUGCCAUGGACCAAGACAUUGAACCUCAGGAUCGAACUCUGGCCCGCAACAAGAUCAAAGAAGUAUACGAAACAUUCCUCUCUUGGUCCAACGAGGAACUAGACGAGCCUUUUCGCACUGCGAGAAUGAUUGGUCUUUUAUCUCGGCAUGCAGAAGACAAGAUAUCAUCCGCAUACUUUGGCGAUACCAGCGGAGAUCCGAGCCCGACGAUUGUUGAUGACGGCGUCAAGAUUGCGAGCAAAAUUCGCGAGCGCAUAGCGGUGAUGCCUUGCACACGGCCGAUGAAUUCUACGCUACAGCCGUUAACCACAAAUCCAGUGGCUUCAGAAAGCCAUCUUAGGUCUUUGGUAUCUGAGAACUCGCUGUCUGACUGGAAUGAUUGGCUUCCUAAUACGUAUGACGACCUCUUGGGAUUCUUGGGGUCGCCCUCGAAUAACUUUUUUGAUGAGCUAUGGACACAGCCAUAG
This is a messenger RNA of Trichoderma aggressivum f. europaeum, 486 nucleotides long. RefSeq lists its product as uncharacterized. The transcript has a single exon. The coding region runs from base 1 to 486 and encodes 161 amino acids. NCBI's taxonomy places the organism in Eukaryota, Fungi, Ascomycota, Sordariomycetes, Hypocreales, Hypocreaceae. The record is from RefSeq and is a predicted model, not a curated record.